Vanrija pseudolonga is the source of this 801-nucleotide messenger RNA. RefSeq lists its product as uncharacterized. The transcript is spliced from 3 exons. The record is from RefSeq and is a predicted model, not a curated record. NCBI's taxonomy places the organism in Eukaryota, Fungi, Basidiomycota, Tremellomycetes, Trichosporonales, Trichosporonaceae. The coding region runs from base 1 to 801 and encodes 266 amino acids.
AUGCUCGCCCGCACCACGCUCCUCUUCGUCCUCGUCCUCGCGGCCGUGAGCGGUACGUUGGCGUCCGUCUCGCCGCUCGCUCUGUCUGACCAGCCCGCAGCCCUCGCGGCGCCCGACCGUGCCGACCUGGCUCGCGCGCACGCUGCUGCGCUCUACCGCCGCCAGGCGUCGGCGUCUGCUACUGCUGGUGCCCAGAACAGCCUCGGCGGAUCGCUCGGCACCAACGGCGUCGUGUACGCCACUGGCGCUGGCAACUCUGGUGAGCCGGUCGCGUGUCUCAGCUCGUGCACGACGUGGGACUCGCUUUACACCGGGUGCAUGAACAACGACACGGCGAGCUGCUUUGGGAUUUGCACGCCAUACAACUGGAACCAAGUCGUCGACUGCUUCAGCUGCACGGCCAAGGCCAACGGUCUGAACGCGACGGGCAUCGACAACGUCAAGGCGUCGCUGACCAACCUGGCCAAGUCGUGCGCCGACGCCGGCUCACCCGUGGGCAGCAUCGCGUCUCUGACGCUGAGCUCCACCACGACCAACCUCUUCUCCGGGCUGACGGUCGCGACGCCGACGCCAGCGACCCCGACGAGCGGCCACAGCAGCAGCAGCAGCACGAACGGCGCUGUCGGCCCCGGGGGCGGUAUCCCCAUUGCGCCGGCGUCGACCAGCGGUGGCGGAGGCAACGGCAACGCACAGCCACCCGCCAGCUCCAAGCCCGCGUCGUCCGGCGCGGCGGCGGAGGACGCGCUCUCCCUCGCGGCCGUGUUCGUCGUCGUGCUCGCCUCGACGCUCGUGACGCUGUAA